This is a messenger RNA of Lathyrus oleraceus (garden pea), 756 nucleotides long. RefSeq lists its product as uncharacterized. Gene Ontology annotation, molecular function: zinc ion binding; nucleic acid binding. The record is from RefSeq and is a predicted model, not a curated record. The coding region runs from base 1 to 756 and encodes 251 amino acids. The transcript has a single exon. NCBI's taxonomy places the organism in Eukaryota, Viridiplantae, Streptophyta, Magnoliopsida, Fabales, Fabaceae.
AUGAGUAAGGUGCAAUGCUACAAGUGUAGAAAGUUUGGACACUUUGCAAAUUCGUGUCGUGGUAAAUCAAAUGAGAAUCACAAUAAUGAAGCCAAGGUUGCUAGGGAAGAGGUGGAUGAUGAGGACACACUUCUAGUAAUGAUUACGGAGGAGAGUUAUGGCAUUACGGAUGUUUCGGGCAGCAACUACAGUAGUGACAGUUUGCGGGACAACAACUGUACCAUUCCGGAAAAUAGUGAGAAAACGCAUUCGGAUCGAAGUGCAUUGGUUACCGUUCGUGACGGAGUCCAAGGGAGAGAUGAGUGGUACUUGGAUUCCGAUUGUUCAACACAUAUGACGGGUCGAAAAGAUUGGUUUGUGCAAAUCAAUCAAGCGGCAAAAAGUAAAGUCAAAUUUGCCGACGACACCACUUUAAGCGCCGAAGGGGUAGGAGAUAUUUUGAUCGGAAAAAGGAAUGUUGGAUAUUCAAGGAUUAAAGAUGUCUUGUAUAUACCGAGAAUUAAGUGUAAUCUUUUAAGCAUUGGCCAAUUACUUGAAAGAGGAUACAAAAUUCGUUUGGAGGACAAGAUUUUACGCGUUUUGGAUUCAAAAGGUGUGUUGAUUCUAAAAGCACCGAUGGCUGCCAAUAGAAUCUUUAAGGUUGAGUUAAAGGUUAUGGAGCAUCAUUGUCUAGCUACCGCGACAAGUAGAGAUGAGUGGUUAUGGCAUUACCGUCUUGGUUACCUUAAUUUUAGGGAUCUAAGAAUGUUGCAAUAA